Molecule: messenger RNA, 2397 nt
Organism: Haliotis rubra (blacklip abalone)
Lineage: Eukaryota; Metazoa; Mollusca; Gastropoda; Lepetellida; Haliotidae
Exons: 2
Coding region: 79-1083 (334 amino acids)
Source: RefSeq, a predicted model, not a curated record
UGUAGCAGUCAGUUUGUACCUCUUGGUGCCAUCAAGAACAGUUUUGGGGUACUAGAUAUACAGCGGACCAGUUUCAGAAUGGCUCGCGCUCCCUCCGUCUGGAUGCACUACAAAGAUUCGUUCCCUGGCGACAUCAUCCGCAACGAGGUCUUUGUCCCGAAAGAUGGCUUCGUACUAGAUACAUACUACUGCACGUUGAGCUGGAAUGGCGGAAUGGAGGGUGGAGGGUACUGUGGACUUCAGGAUCACCCCAGGGGAAAAGCUUUCAUCUACUCAAUUUGGGACCCCAAGCAAACGAAGAACGUUCCCAUCAAAGCAGCCUACAAGGGACUGUGGACUGAGACCGCCAACUUCGGUGGAGAGGGUACUGGACUCAGAUCCAUGAACUUCUCCAUCGGCUGGAAGCCGGAUCAAUGGUACACCUUGGUGUCAAGAGUUUGGGACGUCAAUAAUCAUACCUUCUUUGGCUUCUGGAUCCAUGACCAAACAGGUCACCAUUGGACCCACAUGGUCACCAUGGACUUCCCGGUCAAGCAGGUCAGGUUUAAUUCAGACACCAGCCUUUUCUUAGAAGACUGGGCAGGGACUGGUCAGAACGCACGAAAAGGUCACUACCGUCAGGGUUUCAAGAGGAAAGAUGGCGGCAGCUGGUUUCCAUUCACCAAGUCGACCUUCAGUGUCGUGGUGGAGGCGUCUACUCACGACCACGCCAACAAUUUUGACGCCGGGGUCGGGAAAGACUACUACUACAUGGCCAGCGGAGGCCACGUCCAUACAUCACCAGGGAUUGGAAUUCACGCAAACUUGGAACUACCAAGCCACAAUGCUUCUCCUUCCGACCCUCCCAUCAGCUUCAGCAUCACCAAGGCUAAGCCGGAUCUUGUGGAGUGGCAGGUUCCAGCGUCGUCCACACCGCAGUUCCACUACAGCAUCGUCCGGAACGGCACACAGAUUGCUUCAGGGGCUGACACAGAGAGACGAAGCCACCAAAUACAUGGAGCUCGAGCUGGUGACACCCUGGAGGUCCAUCUUGAGGACAUCAUGGGGAAGACAACUACCAAGUCUGUGAGGAUCUCAGCCUAGACAGGGAUCUGGUUCACUAUGAUGAUGGCUACAGGAGGACAUCGUCUGUUAUGGUCUUGGCCCGUGAAGGAGAACUGCCUCACCCUGAGGACAUGUAGGGAAGGACAUCGACCAGGUAUGUGAAGAUCAUGUCCUAUACAACCUUCACAUUGAGGACAUCCCGGAUUACAUCUUGGAAGACUGUUAAUGUGUCAAACAGUUUGCAAUAACUACCAAUUAAGUAUUGUAUCCGUAUUUAACAUAAUAUGUGUAUGUAGCUUCAGUUAUGCUUAAGGGUAGAAACUUAAUAUAUUCCAUAUAUAUGAGCGUGCUAUGAUGUACCCGGAAAAACGAUUCAGCACUCAGUAAAUGUAGCAUGUAUUUUUCAUUUACCUUUUGUUGAACACUACUAUUCUAGAAAUAUAUUGAUAUAUUGGAUGGAUAUAUUUACAUAUUUGAUGUAUAACAUAUGAUAUAUUUGAAAUGAGUAAUGGAAAAAUUCAAUAAUGAAAAUGAUAUAUUAUAUAUCAAUCAUAGUAUCUUUUAUUAAAUGCACGCUAAUUGAACUGAUUGAAUGCUAUGUAAAAAUGAGGUUAAAUGAUAAAGGAAAUGUUUAGGGUGUCUGUUAUUUUAUCGAAAAAAUAAAAUCUACCAAAGUAUGGAAGAAACAAUUGUCUCUCACAAAAAAUGUUGUAAGUCAUUGUUUGAAAAGUAAACAGGUUCAUUAUUCUAUUAAGAUAUGAGGUUUUGCAUCUGUAGCAGAAAAGUAUCAAGUUUCCAUGGGAAAUUCCAAACCCGGUUCUCCACAGAACAGGAAACAGUCAGUUACGGAUGAUUCAUUUAUAUUUUGCGUACAGCUUUGCGGGAUACAAAGACGAGGCCUCGUUUCUUAAAACUAAUGUAUUUGAACAUUCAAAACAUUUUCAACAAUAAUAGAAAAGUGUUUAUGUUUCCACAAAAUGCAACUGACAUGUGCAUUAUUGUAAACAAGGAAUAUAUACAAAAUACAAGAUAAGAUGAUACUUACCUUCACCAUCAUUAGGGUUACACAGUUACCAUGACGGGAUGAUUCUAUGGAAAACAAUUACAUUGUAAUUAGUGUCUCCUGUCUCACUUUCGUCUUUGGAUUCAGCGCCACACAGUAAUCUCCCUAAAGACAUCAUCCAUAUGUGUUCAUCAACUGUUAGUACUAGCUUUCCUACAUAAACUUUACAUGUUUAUACAUAGUGUUCAGGAUAUGUUUGUUAUUUGCAAUCAAAACUGUGCCUUAUCCCAUGUGUACGAGUAAUCAUUAUGUAUAAUUACGUUCUUAAUAAAAAAAAUGGUUCAUUUGUU